AAAGAGCCCACACCAUCCACCCCCAUGCGGGCGUACAUCAGAUCGACCCUCUCGUUGCCCUCGACAUCCCCGUUAGCGACAAGGGUCAAGUUGUUGGACGCCGUAUAGCCACAAGUAGAUUCCGUGCCCCACAUCAAAGGGGCAAACUUCGUCAUCAGGUGAUGACACGCUUCCUCUUUGUCGGGGCGAAAGUCGCACGACGCCCACAGUCCGCGGAGACCGUCCCUCAGCACGCACCGCAGCAUCCAACAGGUCCAACAUGUGCAGCAGCGUGUACAUGGUAUCCGACGUGUGCAUAAAGGGCCGUGGGACGGUGGCGGUAGACAAUGCCUAUUCGCGGGCGGACUGGAAGACGACAAAGUCGUUUUCGGAAACGUUAAAGCACAGAAAGUCGAAGCAAUUCAAGCGUUGUUUCUACACGUUUCCCACACAGUGUAUGUUGGAAUGGAGAUUGGGUGUGGCUGUUCGUGCAUACAGCGGAACGCCGAAGGCACCGUCCGGGGGUCCACUAUCCGGAAUGGAAACGUUAAAGCACAGAAAGUCGAAGCAAUUCAAGCGUUGUUUCUACACGUUUCCCACACAGUGUAUGUUGGAAUGGAGAUUGGGUGUGGCUGUUCGUGCAUACAGCGGAACGCCGAAGGCACCGUCCGGGGGUCCACUAUCCGGAAUGGGUCGUUUCCGCAACGUGAUGGAGGUUGCGCGACCUGCGCAACCAGUUAUGGUUGUGGAGCAUACUGUGUAGGACAGUGUGUCAAAACACUUGACAGACUGGUACUGUC
Molecule: messenger RNA, 779 nt
Organism: Phaeodactylum tricornutum CCAP 1055/1
Lineage: Eukaryota; Bacillariophyta; Bacillariophyceae; Surirellales; Neidiaceae
Exons: 1
Coding region: 260-742 (160 amino acids)
Source: RefSeq, a predicted model, not a curated record